UUGUCUUCGGUACGGGAUUCAGUCUAACUCCAAGGAUUAAAAGGAACAAAUUAGAAGCGCAUCUGUGAACACGAAUUGCAUCAGAGUGAUGGGAUUACGGAGAAAUCAAAAGUUUAAGAAAGAAGAAAUAUUGAGUGUAUUUAUUUUUAUUUAAUUUAUUUGUUUUUUAAUUUUUCCAUUUGCAGGGAUUUACCCUAGAGGGACUACUUACGAGCUAGCUAUCCAAAUGGGGUCGUAUGCAAACUCUGCAGGGUUUGAUUGUGCAUUUGGGACUCCGGACUAAAGUAUGUUUCAGAGAUUUAUAGCAAUAAAAGACCCCCCUAUCUUGUCCAGCAUAACGACUAAAUGGCUGAGAUUUUUGGGGAAUUAUCGCCGUAGUAAGGAUGUAGCUAGCAACCACGCUGCAACCCGAAUGGUCUCGAUAGUCUCGCGCUUGUUUUGGCACGUUGCCGUUUAUUGAGUCUCCUUGGUUUAUCAAGACGCGACGCCUAUUACUUUGUUUUGAAAUGGAAACGAUAUCAGCUCCGAUUUUCUUGUACACGUGCCGUGACGGGAUGUUUUUAAUUCAAUAAUAAAUCACAUUUCUCCCCACACCAUGGCAAAUCCAGCUGCAGACCAGGGUUUUUCCGACGUGAGAAAGGUGGGUUAUUUAAGGAAACCCAAAAGCAUGCACAAGAGGUUUUUCGUCCUGCGAAUCGCGAGUGCCUCUGGACCGUCCAGGCUGGAAUACUACGAAAACGAGAAGAAAUGGAGACACAAGUCUGUAGCUCCUAAAAGGUCAAUUCCACUGGAGAGUUGCUUCAACAUUAACAAGAGAGCUGACUCCAAAAAUAAGUAUCUGGUGGCGCUGUACACUAAGGAGGAAUAUUUUGCAGUGGCGGCUGACAAUGAACAGGAGCAGGACAUGUGGUAUCAAGCGCUCCUGGACCUACACAACCGAGGUAAGCUGCUUCACGGGCCCGCGGGGGGCGGUAACGGCGGGACAGGCGGGGAUAGUUACGGGGCAGAGGCUACGCCAGGACCGGCUUUCAAGGAAGUCUGGCAGGUUGUUUUGAAACCAAAGGGACUGGGGCAUGCAAAGAAUCUGAUUGGGAUUUACCGCCUGUGCCUGACGAAUAAGACGAUCAGCCUGGUGAAGCUGAACUCAGACGCUGCGGCUGUGGUGCUGCAGCUGAUGAACAUCCGCCGCUGCGGGCACUCAGAAAGCUUCUUUUUCGUGGAGGUGGGGCGGUCGGCCAUCACAGGCCCCGGGGAGUUCUGGAUGCAGGCGGAUGACUCCGUGGUGGCACAGAAUAUGCACGAGACCAUACUGGAGGCCAUGAAAGCUAUGAGCGAGGAGUUCCACCCCCGGAGCAAGAGCCAGGGCUCCUCGAACCGCUCCACCCCUAUCUCCGUGCCCCUCCGGAGGCACCACCACCACGGCCACGCGCCCCCCAGUCAGGUGGGGCUGGGUCGGAGGUCGCGGGCGGAGAGUGCGGCGGCUGCCUCUCCCGCCGCCCCAGGGAGGCAGACCCGCUCGUUCCGGGUGAGGGCGUCCAGCGACGGGGAGGGCACCAUGUCUAGGCCGGCCUCAGCGGACGGCAGCCCCGUCAGCCCCAGCUCGGCGCGAGGGGCGAGUUCCCAGCGCCGCAGGACACUCACCAGCGCCCGGCUCCACCCACCCUUAACCCACAGCCGCUCCAUCCCCACACCCUCCUCCACCACCAGCCCCGUCAGCCUGUCCUCCUGCAGCAGCACCAGCGGCCACGGAUCGGCCUCCGACUGCCCCUACCCCCGGCGCCCCAGCGCCACGCCCUCCGGCUCCCCCAGCGACGGCGGCUUCGUCUCGUCUGACGAGUAUGGCUCCAGCCCCGGCGAUUUCCGCGGGUCCUCCUUCCGGAGCGCCACACCCGACUCCUCCCUCGGACACACUCCUCCGGCCCGGGAGGAGGAGCUGAAUAACUACAUCUAUAUGGCUAGGCCCGGUCUCACUGCUGUCGCCACGGCAACUGCGGCUGGCCGUCUCAACCCCAACCCUGCCCUUACCCGUCGCCUGUCACCCCCCCACCUGGAGGAGCUGGAGAAGAGCUUCCGGAAGAGGACGCACACCCCGCCCCCCGCUAGCACCUGCCACCAGAAGACGCCCUCUCAGUCCUCGCUGGACGAGUAUGCAGCCAUGACUCCGGGGUGCAGGCACCCUGACCUCCCACCCGUGACCUCGUACCCUGGGGAGACGCUGGACCUGCACGUGGAGCACAGGGGGGCUAGGUUAGGGGCGGGGACGGGGUUAGGAGCUCGACUGGGGGACGACGGCUACAUGCCCAUGUCACCGGGCGCGGCCCCUGCGUCAUCCCACAAGAGCGAUGACUAUAUGCCCAUGAGUCCAAAAACUGUGUCGGCCCCCCAGCAGAUCCUGGGCCCCCGCUCUCACUGCAGGGUGGAUUCCAGCGGGUACAUGAUGAUGUCCCCGGAGAACGGCGGCGGUGGCGAAUGCGUUAAGGCCUGGAGCAGUGGAGGGGGCAGGGGCGGGGCCGACCCCCCCGAGGGGAAGGGUUCCUACGGCGACUACAUCAGCAUGUCUCCCGGCAGCAGUUCCGCCACCAGCACCCCACCACCCGACUGCUACCUCAACCCUCCGCCACCUCCCGCAGAAGAGGCCCCGCCCACACCCGGCUCCUGCUACUAUUCUCUGCCUCGCUCCUACAGACGCGCCCCCGGGAAGCAGAGCCAGCUGAGGGUGGCCCUCGGUCCCGGGCGGCCGGCCUACCCAGAAUCCUCCUCUUCCUCUGCCAGCAGCGACAGUCUGGGUCCUCAGGACACCGUAGGGCGACCCCUCGGGGUCAGGUCAGCAGGGAGACCCCAGGUGCGCCCGACCCGGCUCUCUCUGGACUGCGCCCGUGCGAGCACCCUCCCACGGGCGCGGGAUAGCCCUUUCCCCUCUCCAGAACCACACAGCCCGGGGGAGUAUGUCAGCAUGGAGUUUGGGGACAGGCCCUUCUGCGCCAGCUUGGCCUCGCUCCUUGCGCCCGUGUUCACCGAGGACAGCAGCUUCCUCGAGGGAGGAACGCAGUGCCCCUCUGAGUAUGGGAACCUGGAGCUGGAGGCCGGUAGGACCCACCCGGGGUUCGAGGGGAAGGACUUUGCCCUUGGAAAUUUGGCGUCAGUAGUCCCUGGUACAGGGCCAGCACUCGGCACACUCAGUGCCUUCAGUCGGGUUCGCCCCAACCCCGACCAGAACCAGGGCGCCAGAGUGGUCAGGGUGGACCCACAGGCCCGACAGCGACACGGUUCUGGGACAUUCGGGCCUGAGUUGGGGGGAAGGACGACCCAGCCCCAGCUCCAGGCGAGCCAGGAGGGCACAAAACUCCACAGCUGCUCUUCUUUCGAAGACGCGUGGCCGUCACCCCGUGAUCCUGUCAGCGGGAGAGGGGAGCGGGCUCCUGUCGCUGGUGCCGCCUCUUCCUCCUCCUCCUCCUGCUCCUCAGCCCACAACCUCAACUACAUGGACCUUGACCUGGGGAAGGUUCUGGAACAGUCAGAAUGGAGCUUCCUCCCACCCGAAUGCCCCCAGCGGCUCGUCGAGCCUCCCACGGAGGAGGGGAACGGGUACGCCAGCGUUAGCUUUCGGAAGCCAGAGCGCGCCAACACCGACCCAUCACACAGGGAGGAAUGAAGACAUGGACUUCUCUGCAGACCCACAGAUCCUGAUCCUCUCCCUUCACAGAUACCGUGAAUCAGACUGUGUCCUGGUGAAAGCACAGUCCAUUCUGUCCCCUGCCUUUCUCCCUGUAACUCAGCGCAUUCUCUUAGCACAGCUCACCACAGUAUAGCACAGAGACACCAACACAGGAUGGAAGAGCACACUACACUACAGCACAGAGACACCAACACGGGAUGGAAGAGAACACUACACUACAGCACAGAAACACCAACACAGGAUGGAAGAGAACAGCUACAGUACAGCACAGAGACACCAACACAGGAUGGAAGAGAACAGCUACACUACAGCACAGAGACACCAACACAGGAUGGAAGAGAACACUACACUACAGCACAGAGACACCAACACAGGAUGGAAGAGAACAGCUACACUACAGCACAGAGACACCAACACAGGAUGGAAGAGAACACUACACUACAGCACAGAGACACCAACACAGGAUGGAAGAGAACACUACACUACAGCACAGAGACACCAACACGGGAUGGAAGAGAACACUACACUACAGCACAGAAACACCAACACAGGAUGGAAGAGAACAGCUCACCACAGUACAGCACAGAGACACCAACACAGGAUGGAAGAGAACAGCUACACUACAGCACAGAGACACCAAAACGGGAUGGAAGAGAACACUACACUACAGCACAGAGACACCAGCACGGGAUGUAAGAGCACAGCUCACCACAGUACAGCACAGAGACACCAACACAGGAUGGAAGAGAACAGCUACACUACAGUACAGAGACACCAACACAGGAUGGAAGAGAACAGCUACAGUACAGCACAGAGACACCAACACAGGAUGGAAGAGAACAGCUACACUACAGCACAGAGACACCAACACAGGAUGUAAGAGCACAGCUCACCACAGUACAGCACAGAGACACCAACACAGGAUGGAAGAGAACAGCUACACUACAGUACAGAGACACCAGCACGGGAUGGAAGAGCACAGCUCACCACAGUAUAGCACAGAGACACCAACACAGGAUGGAAGAGAACAGCUACACUACAGCACAGAGACACCAACACAGGAUGGAAGAGCACAGCUCACCACAGUACAGCACAGAGACACCAACACAGGAUGGAAGAGAACAGCUACACUACAGCACAGAGACACCAACACGGGAUGGAAGAGCACAGCUCACCACAGCACAGCACAGAGACAGUGGCACUGGAUGGAAGAGCACAGCUACACUACAGUACAGCACAGAGACACCAACACAGGAUGGAAGAGAACACUACACUACAGCACAGAGACACAAGCACGGGAUGGAAGAGAACAGCUACACUACAGCACAGAGACACAAGCACGGGAUGGAAGAGAACAGCUACACUACAGCACAGAGACACCAACACAGGAUGGAAGAGAACAGCUACACUACAGCACAGCAUAGCUAUUCUCUGUGUAAUCAUACAACACUGUCUGUCAGUGACCACUGUCAUGUGAAAGACUCUCAGAAAUGGCAUUGCCUUCUUAGUGAUAACAGGACACAGGUACUCAGCGAUGGAAAAAGUCACUGUCAGUACGGCAUUACCAUUUCAGAAUAGCAGUUAGAUUCUCUAUGACUACCACACAGUUGGCUUUUCAGGUACAGAAUAGCAGUUAGAUUCUCUAUGACUACCACACAGUUGGCUUUUCAGGUACAGAAUAGCAGUUAGAUUCUCUAUGACCAUACUGCACAGUCGGUUUUGCAGGUAUAGAAUAACUGUUAUAUUUUCUAUUACAUUUCUACAGUUACAUUUUCUAUGACCGAACACAGUAACUUUCUCGAUUACAGAAUAACACGGUUGCGUUCUCUAUGAAAGUGCAACACAGUUGCUCACAUUCAUUGUACAGCACAGGCGCUCAGUACAGUAUGACACAAUUAGGUCAGUGAGAGCAAUGCACAUUUUCUCAGUUACAGUAUCACACAGUUGCUCUCAUUCAUGAUACAGCGCACUUUGUCAGUUACAGUAUGAUAUAAUUAUGUUGAUGACUUCAGUGCACACAGAUUCUCUCUCAGUGUCUAUACAACACACUUAUGCCGCACCACACAGUUAUGGUAUAGCACAGUCCCUCUUUCUGAUGGUACAGCACAGUUGUGUUCUUAAUUUCAGUGUAGCACUUAUUUUAUCCUCACGGUUGCAAUAUAGCACAAUUUAUUUCACAGUUACUAUAAGGCACAGUUGGGUUCUCAGUUAAAUAUAGCACAGUUGUUUUCACAGUUACUGUACGGCACAGUUGGGUUCUCAGUUGAAAUCUAGCACAGUUUUUUUUUGUCUGUGACUGCACAGCACAGACUACGCUUUCUCAGUAAUGGUACAACACUGGUACAUUCUCAGUGGCGCUGUAGCAGUUAUGAUACGCACAGUUACAGUUGGUUGUGGAGUAGCACAGUCACUCUCCAUGACACUUCAGAACAUUUGGGUAGGCUUGCUAGCCUUCUCUGAGCUCAGGACCUGGUCUACAGAAACAAACACACACACAUACAAUAUGCAAUGAACACACAUACAUACACAAACACGCAUUCACACAUAUACACUAUGCAAUGCGCACACACAAACACACAAACACGCAUUCACACACGCAUAUAGAAUAUGCAAUGAACACACACACACAUUCACAUGCAAACACACGCACACACACACACACAUAUACACUAUGCAAUGCGCACACACAAACACAUAAUUUGCAAUGCGCGCACACACACACACACACACACACACACACACACACACACAGCAACUGUGACUCCUCAAUCCACCAGUCCCCUACUUCCAUACAGAUUCUUUAUUUAAAUUUUACACAUAUUAUUUGUACUGUUAUUGUUAAUAUUCUUCUUGGUUUUUGAGCCAGAAUAGCUGGUGUUUAUCAGUUUGGGAAUUUGUAUUUGUACCUUUUUGUUUUGUUUUUAAAAGUUCUCAUAUAGCUGUGGGAGGAGGUAUACUUGUCAGUUUUGCUCAAACAAUGUUCUCUUUGUGCCAUAUCUUUACUCAACAUAUCUAUGAGCAAAUCAAAUAGCAUAUUAAUUUCAACAGUAAUUUUAAAAUACCAUGUAUCCAUGAAACCUGAAUACCACAUUUCCACAUAGAUGACUCCCAAGUAGAGACAGUUCAAACCUCAAAAAAGUAAAAUAAUUAGUCUCCAUCGGUGCUGGAGUCAUUUGACAUGUGAUCUGUGUAAAUACUUUAGAGAUAGAAAGUACAUUCAUGUUUACCUGAAAGCUUUGAGUAAUUAAUAUUUCAUGGUUUGUAAUUCUGUUUAAAUGAUUUGGUACUCUUGGUACGCCAUGACAUUUUGAGAAAUGUUUUGUGCAUUUUAUGCAUUGUGCUCAAUGAGAGAAUCAGGACAAAAGAAUAAGAAUCAGCACACAGUAAACUGUCCAGUGUUAGUCUAACACUAGCAGUGUUUAUAUUGAGGGAUUCAAAUGUACACUUUCAGUGUCAAAUGUACUCCCUGGAGUUAAUUUAAUCAUUUGAUAUGUACUGAUUCUGCUCUUUGAAUGAAAUUUUUGCCAGUGUAUAUUGGGGGUGUUGAGUGCCUUCCCGUGUAUAUUAAACCCUUUUGUUGGUUGCCUUUGGCUGCUGUUUUUACCCCAACCCCCGCCUGUAUAUACAGUAACCAUAUGAAUACGAAUCCAUAGCGGGCCCACCUGGCAACCCCUUUUCUUCCUGUGUAUAUACUGUUAAUGACUGGAUGAAAAGAACAAAUGAAUGAAUUGAAUGUAUGUACGUGUGAGUGAAUUAAUGAGUGAAUGUCCGACUGAGUGAAUGAAUGAGUGAGUGAAUGAAUGAUUCUGCACCUUUGGUGUAAGGCUGGUCUGUGUUUAUGCCGCACUGUAUACUUUUUUCUGGAAUAAUAAAGUAGAAAUGUUUAUCUUUUUUCUUGGAA
Messenger RNA from Conger conger (European conger), 7577 nucleotides. Its product is annotated as insulin receptor substrate 1-B-like. Gene Ontology annotation, molecular function: insulin receptor binding; phosphatidylinositol 3-kinase binding. Gene Ontology annotation, biological process: insulin receptor signaling pathway. The transcript is spliced from 2 exons. Lineage: Eukaryota; Metazoa; Chordata; Actinopteri; Anguilliformes; Congridae. The record is from RefSeq and is a predicted model, not a curated record. Gene Ontology annotation, cellular component: cytosol; plasma membrane. The coding region runs from base 596 to 3652 and encodes 1018 amino acids.